AGGAGAUGGGCUUUGACACCAGCUCCAUGGAGGCCGUGGUUGCUGGUGCCAAAGGCGGCGCCGUCUUCGGGAGCUUGCUGGGGGGCGCGCUGAUCAUGUCCCGGGGCCGGCGGACGAGCAUUGCGGUGAGCGCGCUGCCCUUCCUGAUAGGGCCUCUGCUGAUCUUCACGGGCCGCGGCUUCUGGCAGCUGCUGCUGGGGCGGCUGCUCAUGGGCUUCGGCUUCGGCCUGGCCUCCGUGGCCACGCCCAACUACCUCUCGGAGGUGGUGGUGCCCGAGAAGCGAGGUAUGGUGGAGGCGAUGUACGAGCUGGGGAUCGCAACUGGCAUGCUUCUCUCGGCCAUUGCGAACCUGAGUAUCGAGGCGCUGGGUGAGGAGGGCAUCUGCGCCUUUGACCUGGGCUGCUGGCGGUUCCAGGCCGGUUUGGUGCCGCUGUGCUUCGCACUGCCCCUGACCUUGGCGGUGAUGUUGGUGCCGGAGUCUCCGAGGUGGCUGCUGCAGGCCAAAGGCUCCUCUUCCGAGGGCCUCUUCUGCAGCCUCCAGGAGAUCGGGCGCUUGGGGCGCCACGGUGCCGCCGAGCGGCUGAAAACUAUCGAGGCGAAGAGUGCGGAGCUGAUGUUGUCCGACUUCGAGGAGACCAACGACGACCUGAUCCGACUAUGGGAUUUGAAGCACAAAGAGGCUGGCAUGCCCCUCUUUCAGCUGGGAGAUGAGUCCAAUGCAGACCUAGACGAGUCCGAGGACAGUGAGCCUCCGAGGGUGCGGACGGUUUAUUUGCUCAAGCAGACCCUCACGGAUGCCGGGGCCAUCUUGUGCGGCCGGGGACCACCUGGCACAGGCACCGGCCUGGCGCUGGCCAUGUGCGCGGCAGUGCUGAACCAGGCCUGCGCCUCGACGUCCAUCCUGAUCUACGCGCAGAAUCUGCUCCAGUCCGUCGGCGUCACCGAGAAGGACGAUCAGGACGCACAGACGCUGAUCACCUUCGGUGCCAAGCUGCUCGGGGUGCUUCUGGGCCUCUUCGUGGUGGACCGCGUGUCGCGGCGCCUGCUGCUGGCGGUGGGCGGUCUCGCCUGCGCCGCCUUCAUGGGCCUUCUGAUGGUGGGCGCCAUGCUGAAGAGCGCCUCCCUGCUUUUGCGCCUCGGGCGGUCACGGCCUGCGGGGGCGCGAGGUACUCCUCGGCUUCCCAGGCCAUGUCCACGGCCACGCUCUUCGGGGCGGGCUGGCUCACCUCCAUGACCUUCGUGAGCGUCAUGUCGCUGGGCCCCAUGGGGCUUUUGGUCUACAUGGGGGUGGGCGUGCUCAUGUUCUGCUACGCCUACUGCUGGCUCCCUGAGACCAGCGGCCAUUCCUUGGAGGAGUGCGCGGAAGACGUGAACGAAGAGGCAAGCGCAAGCGACGACGAGUCUGACGAGGAGCAUGAUUUCAAAUCGGACUGAUCGGAAGGGCCUUGGCGCCUCACGUCUGAGGGUGGAUGCUGGGUCUGCAGUCGGCUUCUGUGAAGCUCCGCCUCAGAUCGUUUUAUCAAUCUGCUUGUCGCAGAGUUCAAACGGCGAACUCAAAGCAUCAGUUCGCUUUCAGGUCUGCGAGUCUUGCGACCACGCCCUUGCGGGACGUGCUUUUCAAUCAUCCGUGUGAUUCCAAAGGCUCCAUCUGUGAAUCCCCUCCUU
This is a messenger RNA of Effrenium voratum, 1666 nucleotides long. NCBI's taxonomy places the organism in Eukaryota, Dinophyceae, Suessiales, Symbiodiniaceae. The record is from the annotation of a GenBank genome assembly.